GGUGGUGGUGGCAUCACAUCUACUUGUGGCAUCUAUAACCUUGUACUGAGUAUACUGUACAAAAUGAAUGUUCUGUUUCGCCUAUUUGAAGGAAAAGGGUGUCUCCAAUGCCAGCCAGAAACCAAAAGCCAGAAGCCAGAAGUCAAAAGAGAAUGCAGACAGAACAAGGGGACGACUUGCAUAGCCUCGGCCUCUCACGAUAGACCAACUAUGAAAACAACAUAUAGACAUGCAGUUGCCCUUACAUUUGAGGUGUCCCGUUUGAGGUGUCCCGUGAUGGGAGAGUGCUGCAUGGCAUCUCUAGAUAUAGUUAGAUAUGAUACUUAUGAUUUGUUGUUUUUCUUGACGCAGACAGUUUUUCUCCUGUUCUUUUAAAGUCUCCCUGUUGUGCAGAGGUUGCAGAGAACAGCUCUGUCGGGACACCAGUAUAUCAAAUCAAUGUAACAAACCGCGAUUCGAAUGACGCACUGACCUACACAUUGCUCGGCGGACAUGAGUACUUCGAAUUUAGAAACAGCAGCAACCGUGGGAUUAUCACGAUCAAACGUCAAGUGGAUCGAGAGAUGCUUCUGAGCGACAUUGUGCAACUUAAAGUUGAAGUAUCUGAUGGCGUUCAUGAGCCUGUCACAGGUGAUGUUUGUGUCUUGAUUACUGAUGUGAAUGAUAAUGCUCCUAUUCCUGUGAAUGUACUUUACUCUGUAUCAUUACCCGAGGACAGCAACGUUGGCCGGACUGUUGUCAACGUUCGUGCUAAAGAUGCUGAUGAAGGAACAAACAGUCACGUUCAAUACAGAUUUAUAAAAGGCAACAAGGAUGGCCGCUUUUCUAUUUCUUCCUUCAGCGGCGAUAUCAAGCUUGAAACGUCACUAGACUAUGAGUCUCAGCCGAGGAGCUACGUGUUGACUGUUCAGACAUAUGAUUUGGGAAAGCCGUCUCUUUCUGCUACAGCUAAGGUUGACAUAAACGUUAUUAACAUCAAUGACAACAAACCACACUUUCAAAAAGACGUGUUUGUGGGAAAUCAAGAUGAAGGGACAACUGCACACACUUCCAUAGUGAAGGUAAUAGCUACUGAUCUAGACAGUGGGAUUUUUGGCAAGCUGUCAUACUCGAUUGUUGGUGGAAAUGACGAUGGGCGAUUCUACAUAAACAACACAACAGGGGAUAUCAGUAAUGCGAAGGUCCUAGACCGGGAACAGCAGGAUUCGUACAAUCUUGCCGUAGAAGUUACAGAUGGAGGACUAACUAAGCUGACUGAUCAGACAACUGUGCAUAUCGUCGUUAGUGAUAUAAAUGACAAUCGUCCACAAUUUUAUGACAAGCAGAAGUCGGUCACCAUUGCUGAAAAUAACGUCGUGGGCGUUAUAGUUGCAGCAUUUUCGGCUGUAGAUCAUGAUAUCGGAACUAACAGUCGUCUGACGUACACGAUUGUGGCCGGAGAUACGGGCAACGCGUUUGACAUUGCGGACUCUUCCAAAGGCAUUGUAACUGCUACCAAGAGGCUGGACCACGAAACGAUGCAGAUGUACACUUUGACAAUUGAAGUUCGAGAUGGUGGCCCAAAAGGCGGAAUGACGGAUUCUGCCACGUUGAUUGUUUACGUGAAGAACCUGAAUGACAACUCGCCGAGGUUUGCCUCUCCAUCCUAUAGUUUUCAGGUAUAUGAGAAUGAAAUCGAUAUCGUUGUUGGUCGUGUCUCGGCAACUGACGCAGACGGACACAUGUUUUCUCACGGUCAAGUUUCCUACGACCUGAUUGGACGUAACCAUAACAGGUUUUCUAUCGACCCAGCAAGCGGUGUGAUUACUACGACAGUGGCAAUUGAUCGCGAGGGUGCUGACAGCGAAGUGUACCACCUGUUAGUAGUUGCCAAAGACAAUUCAACAACGGAGAGACGACAAACCACGGCAAACCUUACCAUCACCAUACUGGACGAGAACGACAACCCGCCACUGUUCGAAAAGAGCAACUACAAGGUAACUGUAAAAGAAGAGCAACCACCUGGACAGAAAAUCACGAAGGUAUCUUGCCUGUCCGUCGUAAUGUGUGCGAUCACAGCAUACAGUGUUUGAUAUCAUUUAGGUGUC
Corticium candelabrum is the source of this 2087-nucleotide messenger RNA. RefSeq names its product cadherin EGF LAG seven-pass G-type receptor 2-like. The transcript is spliced from 14 exons. The record is from RefSeq and is a predicted model, not a curated record. Lineage: Eukaryota; Metazoa; Porifera; Homoscleromorpha; Homosclerophorida; Plakinidae. Gene Ontology annotation, biological process: homophilic cell-cell adhesion. Gene Ontology annotation, molecular function: cadherin binding; calcium ion binding. The coding region runs from base 564 to 2072 and encodes 502 amino acids. Gene Ontology annotation, cellular component: plasma membrane; catenin complex.